AUGGUACGUACGUGGCAACUAUGGCUCUCCCCCCGACCCGUGAGACGCACCGAAACACCAUCGGAGCCACGUAUGCUCUCUCAAAAUGGUGCAGCGCUGUUUGAGUUCCACUACGAGCACGGUGGUCAGCUUGUGGUACGGGAGACGCAUUAUGCGGAGAACAAGCUUGUUCAGGAUGGUCGUUCAGGCCCGCCACUGCACAUUCACUGUGGCCAAGCAGAGUACUUCCAGGUUGAGAGCGGAACCUUGGCUGUCAUCAGGAAUGGAAAGAAGAGUAUUCUUGCCAAAGGUGGUGGCAUCAUCAAAAUCCCUUCCGGAACCCGGUACCGUGCCCCUCCUCUAUCAACACAGCUCCGUAGGAUUGACAAAAACUGCUGCAGUCAUAGAUUCUGGGCCGAAGCUCCUGUUACAGAGGAUCUGGUGUUCCGAGUCUGGGCAGAACCACAGAACCUGGAUAGAGGUUUUGAUGAGGCCUUCCUGCGUAACUACCUAGGCUACCUUCGAGACUGCGAAGAGCAAAACAUACAGCCCUCAGUCUUUCAGCUCGCAUUGCUUAGCUGGGGCGGCGACACCCUCCUAUCGCCGCCAUGGUGGGUUCCUCUGUGGAUGCUGAGCCUGAUUCACUUUAUGCUUGCUCAUAUAGUGGGCAGGCUUUUCUUGGGGUAA
Fusarium fujikuroi IMI 58289 is the source of this 666-nucleotide messenger RNA. RefSeq lists its product as uncharacterized. NCBI's taxonomy places the organism in Eukaryota, Fungi, Ascomycota, Sordariomycetes, Hypocreales, Nectriaceae. The record is from RefSeq and is a predicted model, not a curated record. The transcript is spliced from 2 exons. Bases 1 to 666 code for a protein of 221 amino acids.